AUGCACUACGGGCGAAAUUCCAUUUUAGUGAAGGCGCUACUUAGUACCAAAUACAUGAUGCCAGGAAUUGAACGUCUGUGCCUCAUAAGGACUCACUCUCUGAUGAUGCGACCUCAAGCAGAUAUUAGGAUCCUUGGGAUCGCUGUAGCACCACCGCCCACUCCAAGUCAUAGCGGGAGUGGAAGCAGUGACUCAUCUAUCCGUGUCUCUGUGGCGUGUGUAUUCACGGGUCAGCAAUGGUGUACGUAUCAUUGCGUGGUGUUUUUUGGACUAGAUUCUAGUUGUUGUGUUUCUUUUUCUUGGUUUCAUGCUCUGGGACCGGAGCAAAUCCAAUUGUACUCUCGAUGA
Trypanosoma grayi is the source of this 348-nucleotide messenger RNA. RefSeq lists its product as hypothetical. NCBI's taxonomy places the organism in Eukaryota, Euglenozoa, Kinetoplastea, Trypanosomatida, Trypanosomatidae. The transcript has a single exon. The coding region runs from base 1 to 348 and encodes 115 amino acids. The record is from RefSeq and is a predicted model, not a curated record.